GGUCGAAUAGCGGCUCACGUAGUAAUAGACGGUAGAGUGGGCAUUACGAUUGCUCAAUGAAUGGGUCGUUGGGCUUCAUUCUCAGGUAAGUUUCCGUGACUCCGUGGGCAGAGUCGGCUUGAUUUUGCCUCGAGGAAUGUGAAUACGAGUUGCCGUGGCUCCAAUGGAGGUCCACCUCCGUAUAUCGGUGCAGAUAUAAUAACACCUGUUGCGCCAUCUAGCCCGAUUUACUUUGCUGGGCUCUCUUAAUCAUAGUAAGCUAUUAAUCUUUCAUUCAGUGUGCUCAACUAUCAUAAUGCUGUUCUCCUUGAUCUUCGCGCCAGCUUUGGUUGCCGCUCACGGUGCUGUAACAAGCUACAUCAUCGGUGGCACAACAUAUCCUGGAUAUGAGGGGUUCUCACCGCAGGCCAAUGCUCAAAUCAUCCAGAGACAAUGGCCAGACUAUAAUCCGAUCAUGACGGCCUCUGAUGGUAAAAUGACGUGCAAUGGUGGUACUUCAGCUCCCCUGUCGGCCAAGAUCGCGGCAGGUUCAAACAUAACAGCUGUGUGGCGCCAAUGGACUCAUCAGCAAGGCCCAGUCAUGGUCUGGAUGUACCCUUGUGAGAAUGGCUUUAAAUCGUGUGAUGGUAAACAGAAGAAAUGGUUCAAGAUUGACCAGAUGGGUCUUUACGGGAGUGCAUUAAAUAGUAAUGACUGGGGAACUGGAGUUGUUUACAAGACACUGAAGUGGUCGAGCAAGAUCCCCGCCAGCCUCAAGCCUGGCCAAUAUCUCAUCAGGCACGAGCUGCUGGCUCUUCACCAAGCCAAUACCCCCCAGUUUUACCCCGAAUGCGCACAGAUUGAGGUUACCGGCUCUGGUACCGCAACUGCCCCUUCUAACUUGCUGUCAUCGAUUCCCGGCUAUGCUCCACAGUCUGAUCCUGGUAUCAUGGUUGAUAUCUACAACGGGGGGCGCACCUCAUACACUUGCCCCGGCCCGGCUGUCUGGAGUGGUUAAAUCUUGCACACGACUGCGAUAACCGUGCGAUCAUAUCCUCAUUGAUAUUCAUCAGGGCUUUCGAUGUCAUAAGCUUAUCUUGCACUGUGGCAAAGUCAGCCCUGUACAAUAGAAACCCACAACCUAUGCACAGGCUACACCCAAAGAGUUCCUACUUUCGAAGUGACGG
Molecule: messenger RNA, 1166 nt
Organism: Xylaria bambusicola
Lineage: Eukaryota; Fungi; Ascomycota; Sordariomycetes; Xylariales; Xylariaceae
Product: lytic polysaccharide monooxygenase
Exons: 3
Coding region: 296-997 (233 amino acids)
Source: RefSeq, a predicted model, not a curated record